Thrips palmi is the source of this 734-nucleotide messenger RNA. RefSeq lists its product as uncharacterized. The coding region runs from base 189 to 734 and encodes 181 amino acids. NCBI's taxonomy places the organism in Eukaryota, Metazoa, Arthropoda, Insecta, Thysanoptera, Thripidae. The record is from RefSeq and is a predicted model, not a curated record. The transcript has 5 exons.
CGGGCCACGCGCACGCCCCGUCCCAGAGCCACCACGCCCAGGGCCACGCCCAGGGCCACGCCCAGGGCCACGCUCACGCGCAGAGCCAGGGCGCCAACCAGGGCGGUCUCGAGGCCGUCAAGACACCGUCCACGCUCAACAAGCUGGUGACGCACGAGCGGCGGCUCAGCACCGUGGCCUCCAGGACCAUGGCUGCGAUGUCGCUGGGCUUCAUCGUGAUGGUGACCCCGUGGACCAUCCAGGAGGUGGUGGCGGCCUGCACCGGCUCCAAGCUGCCGCCGUUCCUGGACUUCUUCUUCACGUGGCUGGCGCUCAGCAACUCCUUCUGGAACCCGUUCCUGUAUUGGCUGCUCAACCGCCAGUUCCGCAGGAUCUGCAAGGACAUCUUCGACACAAAGGUCCUGUGCCGCAAACCGCCCUCCGUGGCCAAGGAGCCGCACUGCUGCUCCAGUCAGCAGAGCUUGGGUGGGGCCGGCCACCACAGCCACCACAGCCACCACAGCCACCACAGCCACCACAGCCACCACAGCCACCACAGCCACUUGAGUCUGCACCACAGCCUGCGGGACAGGGACCGCGACCGGGGCCAGGACCUGGACGUGCUUGACCGGGACUGGAGCCGGGACCGCAAGCGGGACCGCGACAACGUCCGCGACGACGACCUCCGCGACGACUCCAGCGACGAGAACGGCAGCGGCGCCAGACAUUAUAGAGAUGGUUCAAAUUUGGAAUGA